ACGAAUCUUGGAACACUCAACCUGUCAUAGCUGGUUCAGAUUCUGAACACGAUGAUCGCAGUGAUGUGCUUUGUCUGACGUGGACAGUCUCAAUGAUUCAUUUAUCUCCAAGUUGGACAAUGAGCUUGCAAAGGCAAAAUGAAGUGAUCAAUCGCCAUCGGAGGUUCAGAGACUCGGAGCGAUUCGAAAGAAAACAGGAAUCAGCUAAUGAUGUUCAACAAGCUGCCAUUCCCUUGUUUUUGACAGAAUCUGGGCCAUCGACAGGCUCUCAGCCAUUUCCGUUGACUCAACCUGCUCAAUCCAAUAGCAUCAAAACGGCGUCAUUCCGUAGCAGUCGACUCGGCGGAGUGCCAGCUGGUACCGCCAUCCGAUUCCUAAAGUCGAAGACUGCAUUAUCGUCCCCACCCGAAUUUGUGUCAGUCAGCGAGGCGGAUGUCUUGUGGCGCACUCGACCACACGUUGACGACCCUUUUACACUGGAGCAUAUCAAUCCCUGGGACUCUCGCUAUUCCAUGAAGCCCGCUAACCUCCAGCUCAUGUGAGGAGGGUCAGUUACCAUUUCCCAAACAAUGUUUGACAAGUGACCGGGUCUAGUAUUUGUUGAUGACAGGCAUGCUAAUUUGGUACUAGUUUUUGUCAUUUCUCGUGCAUUGCAGUACAUACCACUAUCUCAUCCUCAUCCUCAUCUCAUUCCGUACUUAUACCUUGCAUCCUCGCGAUGCCUCACCUAAUGAUGUCUUGCAGGAGUCACGUACAUGAUUUACUUCACACUCUUUGAAUGCAAACAUUGACGACUAAGUACGAAGGACGCGUUGUCUC
Messenger RNA from Suillus subalutaceus, 819 nucleotides. RefSeq lists its product as uncharacterized. The transcript is spliced from 5 exons. NCBI's taxonomy places the organism in Eukaryota, Fungi, Basidiomycota, Agaricomycetes, Boletales, Suillaceae. Bases 93 to 542 code for a protein of 149 amino acids. The record is from RefSeq and is a predicted model, not a curated record.